AUUCUUUUAAGUUUUAACUCCCAAAACCCCUGCCUAGGUUUAAGCCCUCUCUGGUUGAACAUUGUCUCCAACAUUUGGGAAUCGGUAGAUUUGCUCUCAACGAGACUGCUCCGUUUUAUGGAGAUUUGUUGAUUCUGGUACAAUGUCCAGCAAUUCAGGAAGUGAAUUUACCAAUGAUUCUUCAAGCUCAACGGAGGCAGAGAAGCCUCAGAUUGAGCCCAUACGAAUGCCCACAGUGGAGGAGAUCAGAGGCCAAGACAUUUGGAACAACUGUGCUGUUCGCAGCGUUGCCAGUGGAGUAAUGGGAGGAGGGCUUGGUUUAUUGAUGGGUUUGUUUCUGGGGGCAUUGGACAAUCCUAUAAUGCAAGAAGAAAUGACUGCUCGGCAGCAAUUCAUUUACACUGCAAAGCAGAUGGGAAGCAGGAGCUGGGGUUCAGCCAAGACCUUUGCUGUGAUGGGCUUGAUAUUCUCAGCUGCAGAAUGUGUAGUUGAGAAGGCGCGUGCAAAACAUGAUACAACAAAUACAGUUGUUGCGGGGUGUGUUACUGGGGGUGCAAUAUCAGCAAAAGGCGGUCCAAAAGCGGCUUGUGUUGGUUGUGCUGGCUUUGCAACAUUCUCAGUCUUGAUAGAGAAGUUUUUGGAUAGACAUGAUUGAGUGAACAGGUAGCUUGUUCCAGUUUUGCAUACACUGAUUUUAUCACAAGAACGUGAUAGGCCACCUGCAGAAUUUAGCAUAUUUUUUCAAAGCUCCAGCCUCCCUCUGUGAUUCGAUUUCAUCCCUCUUUACAACAUGAUGCAGCAAGGGAAACACAACCCUUUUGGAUUUGUACCAUUUAUAUUCCCAUUUUGACUAUAGUUUGAUUAUUGGAUCGAUCCUCCAAAGUUGAGGAGUUUGAGUAGAUUACAGAGAUACCCUACAUGAUGCAUGCAACAUUCAAAAUAACUCAGAACCAAGAGGAACUUCUUGAUGUGUUUACCCAGUUGAUUUAAUUUCAUUUUAUCAGUGAAAAACAACGGCUCUUGCCAGUGUUGCUUACUA
This is a messenger RNA of Vitis vinifera (wine grape), 1039 nucleotides long. Its product is annotated as mitochondrial import inner membrane translocase subunit TIM22-4. Gene Ontology annotation, molecular function: transmembrane protein transporter activity. Bases 143 to 655 code for a protein of 170 amino acids. The record is from RefSeq and is a predicted model, not a curated record. Gene Ontology annotation, cellular component: TIM22 mitochondrial import inner membrane insertion complex. The transcript has 4 exons. Gene Ontology annotation, biological process: protein insertion into mitochondrial inner membrane. NCBI's taxonomy places the organism in Eukaryota, Viridiplantae, Streptophyta, Magnoliopsida, Vitales, Vitaceae.